UGCAUCUAUUGCUGUCGCUGUUGUUGCUGUUGUUGCUGUUGUUGCUGCUGCUGCUGCCGCUGGCGCCGUGUGUUGCUUCCGCUGCUGUGGCUGCUGCAGUGAAGAACCGUCUCUGGAAGAUUAGUUGGUUUCGCGGCUUCAUCAUGGGAAACAACAUCCUCGCUGGAUGAGAGGAGAAUUUAACGGUAUCUUAACCAAACGAACUGACUCGAACGGAUAAACCAUAUACACACACAUAACAAUUAUAUAUACCACUCUCUCAAGAUUAUAUAUAUAUAUAUAUAUAUAUACAUACAAAAAUACGACAUACGUAUAUAUAUAUACAUACAUAUAUAUACAUAUAUACAUAUAUAUAUAUACAUAUAUAUAUAUACAUAUAUAUAUAUAUAUGCAUAUAUAUACAGUAAGUGUCUACGUAUUGGCAUCAGGAAGUGAGACGGCUUCGGAAAAUAUUACAUAUUAUACGUGAAUUUUCGUUCCCUAUUGCUUCGGUUAUUAUUAUCAUUAUUAUUAUUAUUAUUAUUAUUAUUAUUAUUAUUAUCCGAUGAUUUCCCCUACCUGAUGUCUUGCUUACGGAAAGGCAGAGAAUUUCAACAGUUGGUGUGUUUUGCAAAGAAGAACCUUAAGGGAUUACCAGCAUUGCGCCAUUUAUGGAAUGAACGGACAGAUGCUAGCUUUGUUGUAUUGGGAUGUUAGUUUACAUCGGUUCAUCGUCUCAUAGGAAAACUCAGAUACAAUGGAAGCAUUACGAAGAGUCUUAACCCAACCAGCACGAUUUCCCAAUCUGUUGGAUCGCGUCAGAAAAGCUCCGAAUUGAUAAACUUUAUGGCGACCAUUCAGGAAACGCAGAUCAUAUAAAUGGAAUACCAGUAAAACCAUUAUCCCUCACUGAUCUAUAUCAUCAGUGAAUUGCUUUCAAUAAUUCGCUUCUAACACUGGAGAUGUACUAUGGUGUCAACUGUUCAUUACCAGUGAACUAAGAUAAUGGAGUCCUGUUCUCUACCAAUACAGUAGUAUACAUAUAACAAAGACUGUUUCCACAAAUAACUUCAUCCCAGUCACAGUAAUGGGGGUCAACAAUUCGAUGUAUAUACUGACUAUUUGCAAGUGGAGACGUCAUUUCAAUCCGAAUCAAAGUCCAUCUAGCUAUUUCUAUAACACAUUGGCCUAUAGAUUUGUUGCGUGAGAGAGUAUAUAGCACAAUGCGACGAUUUUGGCGAUGGACAGAUACGAGUUGGUUACUUCUUUACGGAGAGUGGAAUUUAUUGCUGCUAACGAUGUACAAAGGGGUCGUGAUGUCUGCCGAAAUUACUCUAGAGAACCCCGACGAUAAGUGCCAUCAGCUUUACUAUACUGAGCCGAGAUGUGAUGAUCAUCCGUCUGGAUAUAAAUGUGUCUGCGGUCCUGGCUUUCAUUGGAACAAAUAUAAAUGCAUGUCAUCUGCAUUAGACUCCCGGUUAGAAUUCCGAAACAAAGAUCCUGUCCGUUAUACAUUACUUUUGGGUAAAGGAUUUCCGGAAGUCAAAAAUCUUACCAUUGCAUUCUGGGUAAAAGCUAACGGCAGUAAUAUGAAUCAAGAUACCAUUUUAUCCUACAAGCAGGAUCAAACUAUCAACAUAUUGCGCAUAACCAGUGGAAAUAAUUUAGUUUUUAAAAUAUUCAACAAAUAUAUAUCAACUAAUAUUUCGUUAGCAAAUGAAGUGUGGACCCAUGUUGUAUGGACUUGGAGAAUGCACGAUGGUAAUUGGCGUCUUUACGUCAAUGGCACGAAAAGACAAAGCGGACGUGGUGCAUCGGUGAAUAAAGCAAUUCCUUCGGAUGGAGAACUGGUUCUCGGUCAAGCUUCUCGAGAAGGCGCUUAUUUUGACACCACUUAUGCUUUUGUCGGUGAUUUAAGUCACUUUAACAUCUGGGAUUAUGAAAUGAAGCGCCAAGCAAUUCGAAGUAUGUAUCAGUCCUGUGUAUUUAUGCAUUGUGGAAAUGUUGUCCAAUGGGCGGAAUUUCGCAGUGGUACACGAGGAGCGAUGCGUCUGCGCUGGCCUUCAGGGCUUGUCACCAAGCCCUGUUUUGAUGAGCAUGAGGCUGCCACAACAUGUGACAAGCAUUGCAGCGAUGUCAUUGGUGCUCAAUGUAAUCAAGAAAUUGUAGAAAACAUACGUUGGUCCCGUACUCCUGCCGACAAUAACGUGAGUGUAACUUGCCCAGGCCAAGAAGAUUUGGAAGGAACAAAUGCAACUGUUGACUCCGCAAUUCGACCCUGUAUGAGAACCGCAGACAACAAUGGUAAAUGGGGAGAACCUAUCAUCGAUGGAUGUAUAUCAUUGUCACUCCUGGAGCUGAAAAAUGAGUUCAAAUCAGCUUUGAGGAGACCUGUUGUAGCGGAAGUGUCAAUUCUUGAGUUAGCAGAUAAACUGAAUAACCAUACCAAGUUCAAUUCAUACACAAACCCAAUCGAUAUAGCAACCAUUAUCGAUCUGCUUGGUAUGUUGGUCGAGACACAGGGUGUGUCAAUUCAUGUCGUCUCCUGGAAUGAUGGCAAAGACAAUUAUGCGCGUACCCAAACUAACUACAACCCCACCAUGGUACAGACGAAGGUGUUUGCACAGCUUGUCACCCGGAUAGUGGAUAACCUGCUGAACAGAAGAAACGAAGUCGGGUGGAAUGCUACUGAGCCGAGCGGAACGGAGGGCGAAGCAUUGAUGUCAGUUAUGCGUAACUUUUCCGAAGUUAUAUCUCGAAGACUGGAAUAUCAUGUAAAAGACAGGAAGCUGUCGAAAGGGGAAGCAAUGAUACGGCAGUCAAAAGCUAACAUUUCUUUCAAGAUUCAAAUAUGGUGGAUAGAAGACCCAAUUUUUACAACGUUCCCUGACCGUGUCGAUAGGGAUCUUCUGGAACUGGACCCUCAAGAAGGAACAGUAGAAUUGCUAAACGAAAAUUUAAAGCUCUCCCAGAGAAUGAGUGGUUCACCCGUUUUCGUUGGUGUGGCCACAUUUCUGUAUCCGUCGUUUUCCCGCGUUUUACCAAAUCAUUUUUUUAAAAGGACGAAAGAAAAUAACAUCAACACUCCAGUUGUGGCCCUUUACCUUCACAUAGAAAAAGAAAAAAUUACCGAAAAUCUCACAUCACCUGUGAUAAUAAGUCUGCCGUAUUUAGACACUUUUAAUAUAUCCAACCCAGAGUGUGUCCGGUUGCGACCAAGUACAAACAACCGAGUCUUCAACCAAUGGACAAUGACCACGGGUGAAAAAAACCGCUGGUUAAGGGAUAACUGCUACAUCAUCCGUGAUCAUUUUCGUUCUGGGGUCUGUGCCUGCCAUAUGCAAGGAGUUUAUGCAAUUACAACAGACAUGUACAACGACAAUUGGGACAAAGGAGAAAAACGGCCUAACUUGAUGAACGUUGCAUCUUACAUAGGUUGUUCUGUAUCAGCUGCACUUUGCCUUAUCUCAUUUGGAAUGCUUACCUAUCUCAGGACAUCGUCCAGCACUGCCGCACUUCACAAAAAUCUCUCUUUAUGUAUUGUUUUUAGUCAAGUUGUCUUCAUGGUAGGAAUCGAUAAAUAUGACUACAAGAUUGUGUGUCAAGUAUUCGCCAUCCUUCUUCAUUAUUUUUUCUUGGCAACAUACUCUUGGAUCAUGAACGAAGCAUUUAACCUCUACAUAGUUAUAACAUAUUCUGCACAUUCGCAUCGAGAUUCAAAUGAGUCAGGUUCAUUGAUGCGAUAUUAUAUCAUUGGAUGGAUUUUCCCUGCUGUUUUAGUUGGUGCAUUCGUUGGAUCCCACGGGGAAACGUAUUACGCUCCCGAUAUGUGCUGGAUUGCCUGGGGACACAUAUGGCUGUUUUUAGGACCAGCUGUUGGAAUUAUUGCCAUCACUAUUUUAGUGUUGAUCUUCACAGCCAAAGAACACAACGAAAACUCGUAUACACAGAGCGAGAAAACCAACAAAACUAUCCAGAUUCAUUCAAAAGCGCUUUGGACACAAACAAUUUUACUGACAACAAUUUGGUCCUUCGCUUUUAUAUCGUUAAAGAUGACCGAUAACAUACUGAAGUAUUUGUACGCCAUGUUCAACUGUCUUCAGGGGGCUUUUUUCAUCGUCUUUUACUUUUUGCUACAUGAAGAGGUACGAGCCGUAUUCAAAAAUGAAAGGAAGAAGAAAAAUCUCGCCAUGCAUGGCUAUGAUUAUUCUGACGAACAAUCUCUGGACUCUCUUGAAUCAUACAGCGCCAUUUUAGAAAAGAGCAACGGAGAUACUCUGCCUUUGGGCAAAGAUUCGAAAGCUUUAGAAUCACUCAAACACAGACAACGAUCACAGAUAGAAGUGAGUAGUGACGAUGCUUCCGAUUGCGAAAUGAUAACAUCUGUGUGACAUGUACUGUCCUAAUAUACAGUCCUUUAUAUAAUAUUCUACAUUUUAGAGGGAACUAUGAAAGCCGUGAGAUUAUAUGUAUGUUUUCUUGUUACUUUUUCCGUUAUGUUUUUAUUUUUAAAUUUGAUUAUGAUUAUCAUUACAUUAUUAAAAUUAUUAAUAUUAUUAUUAUUAUUAUUACUAUUUUUAUUGUUUGUAAAAAUUCCAAGACGUGUGAAGAGAAGAUUGGUUGUGUAAGUUUGUAAUUGUUAACUGCUUCCUAAGUAUUAUUUUAUUUCAUAAACACGUGUAUUGUGGCUAAAUAAAGGAUGAAGAUGAUUAAAACACAUUA
Octopus bimaculoides (California two-spot octopus) is the source of this 4701-nucleotide messenger RNA. RefSeq names its product cadherin EGF LAG seven-pass G-type receptor 1. Gene Ontology annotation, molecular function: G protein-coupled receptor activity. Gene Ontology annotation, cellular component: plasma membrane. The record is from RefSeq and is a predicted model, not a curated record. Gene Ontology annotation, biological process: cell surface receptor signaling pathway; adenylate cyclase-activating G protein-coupled receptor signaling pathway. Lineage: Eukaryota; Metazoa; Mollusca; Cephalopoda; Octopoda; Octopodidae.